AUGACGAGCCCUUCCACGCACAGCUUUGUGUUUUGUGCUGCGGAGAGUCUAGCAGGUCCCGGCAGAAACUGGAAACGCCAUUUGGAUCCGACCCCACACGGGUGUCCCCAUCGCGAGACCCGCCGAGCAGCUCCAGAGCCACCUGCUCAUCCACCGACGCAGGCAUACGUUCCUCCUCGACGCGGUGCCCUCCUGCACUCUAGUGGAGUGCGUGCGUGCAGCUCACACAGCGAUCCAUUUAGGAGGUCCCCUGUUGUUGGACAGGUGGCUGGUCUCAGCCCUAACGGAGGUCCACCGACGACACCAUCCGUCGGAGGCCGAUCCUUGCGUCAAAUUCUGAAAAGGUACUUCGCACCAGAGGCUCUACCUGUGCAAGGCAACGCUGUCGAGCGAUGCUGA
Molecule: messenger RNA, 399 nt
Organism: Besnoitia besnoiti
Lineage: Eukaryota; Apicomplexa; Conoidasida; Eucoccidiorida; Sarcocystidae
Exons: 1
Coding region: 1-399 (132 amino acids)
Source: RefSeq, a predicted model, not a curated record